This is a messenger RNA of Dictyostelium discoideum AX4, 123 nucleotides long. RefSeq lists its product as hypothetical. The coding region runs from base 1 to 123 and encodes 40 amino acids. The record is from RefSeq and is a predicted model, not a curated record. NCBI's taxonomy places the organism in Eukaryota, Evosea, Eumycetozoa, Dictyosteliales, Dictyosteliaceae. The transcript has a single exon.
AUGGUCAUAAUUUGUAUUCUAUAUAUUGACAACAUAUUAUUAGAGAGAUUGGUUAAAUAUACCUCAAUCGUGUUCAAAUACAACCAUAGAAAUGGUUUUGUCACUUGUGAUUUCACUACUUAA